This is a messenger RNA of Ooceraea biroi (clonal raider ant), 2422 nucleotides long. RefSeq names its product karyopherin subunit alpha (gene Pen). The record is from RefSeq and is a predicted model, not a curated record. Gene Ontology annotation, cellular component: cytoplasm. Gene Ontology annotation, molecular function: nuclear import signal receptor activity; protein binding. Lineage: Eukaryota; Metazoa; Arthropoda; Insecta; Hymenoptera; Formicidae. Gene Ontology annotation, biological process: protein import into nucleus.
CAACGUUAACUCGCACCUUCUUCCACGCGAAUAGUCGGUGACCUUCUUUGGACGAGCGUAACGACAUUUUUUCUUUACUGUUGGUAAUAGCAACAGGUCGCCUGGUCUGUCGAUCGGAGAAAGGAGUCGGUCCCAAGUGCGAGAGAAACUUGCUGCGCAUAAAGAGAAUUUGAGGACGGGCUACUUAGUUUCUAUCGCUGUACAAUGCCUACUCGAGAUGAGAUUAACCAAGCACGCAUGGCGAACUUUAAGUUCCAUGGUAAACAUGAGGAGGCACGAAGAAGGAGGAAUGCAAUGUCGGUAGAGUUACGUAAGGCCAAGAAGGAAGAUCAGUUGUCGAAGCGACGUAAUUUCAAUACCGAGGAUCAACUAUUUAAUGCAGCGGAUCCAGCUACUACCUCAUCCCCGUUUUCGUCGAUAGAGGAAAUUGUGGACGGCAUAAACGCGUCAGAUGAAUCGAUGCAAUUCCUGGCGACUCAAACUUGCAGGAAACUGCUCAGCCGGGAGAAGAAUCCUCCCAUAAGCGCGAUGAUAGAGGGUGGCGUGGUCGAGCGUUGCAUUCAGCUCUUGGACUGCGAUCACAACAUAUCGUUGCAAUUUGAGGCGGCAUGGGUGUUAACAAACAUUGCUUCGGGUACGUCUGAGCAAACGCAAAACGUUAUAAAGUGCGGAGCCAUACCAAAGUUAGUAAGGCUGCUCAAGUCGCAGACGUCCAGUGUCGCGGAGCAGGCAGUGUGGGCUCUGGGAAAUAUAGCCGGAGAUGGACCUCAACCGCGCGAUCUUGUUCUUGGACACGAUGCUAUGCUGCUCUUACUUGAUCUAAUCAAGCCUGACAUCCCGGUGACGUUCUUGCGCAACAUUGUUUGGACCUUAUCCAACUUGUGUCGAAAUAAGAAUCCAGCCCCGCCGUUUGAAAUGAUCAAGCCUGCUCUUCCAGUAUUCAAUCGCCUGCUUAAUUACGACGACGAUGAUGUACUUGCCGAUACUUGCUGGGCGCUCUCUUACCUCACGGAUGGCUCGAACGACAAGAUACAAGCAGUAUUGGACACUGGCAUUAUACCUAAACUCGUGCAGCUGCUCAUGUCGGAGGACGGAACCAUCCUUACCCCAGCGUUGCGUACAGUUGGAAACAUAGUAACGGGUGACGAUGCUCAAACAGACACUAUAAUCGCUGCGGGAGGACUGCCGCAUCUGGGUGCACUGCUGCGGCACAAUCGCCCUAACAUUGUGAAGGAAGCUGCUUGGGCAAUCAGCAAUAUCACAGCUGGUAACACAAGGCAGAUCCAAAGCGUGAUAAGUGCUAACUUGUUACCGUCGUUGGUAGAGGUGUUACAGUUCGGUGAUUAUAAAGCGCAAAAGGAAGCUGCAUGGGCCGUAACCAACUUGACAUCAGGUGGAACAAUUCAACAGCUGAUUGAACUAGUUAACGCAGGUGUAUUACAACCUUUCUGUAAUUUAUUGGACGCGAAAGAUUGGAAUACCAUCACUGUCGUCUUGGAUGGUAUAACGAACAUUUUGCACGCUGCCGAUAAAAUGGGACAAAUGGACCAAGUUGCCAUUAUGAUCGAAGAAGCUGGAGGAUUAGAUAAAUUAGAAGCUCUCCAACAGCACGAGAACGAGCAAAUUUAUCAAAAAUCUGUGGCCAUGAUCGACACGUUCUUCUCUGGAGAGGAGGCCGAGACUCUUACUUCCGAGGUUAAGGAAAAUGCUGAUGGGCAAGUAGAAUUUAAUGUAAAAGAGGAUGAAUCAACAAAUAAAUUCAAUUUUUAGAGUACAUCUUCUCACACGUUGAGAUCGAGGUAUUACAAGUUAAAGAGUUUAUAAAGCGCGACGUAAGUUUGGAAUUGUCACGUUGUAUACACAAUUCCUUUCAUGUAGUAAUGUAGAGGAUGUUACGCUUCACAAUUUAUUGAACCAAUUUGUCUCGUAAAAGUAUUUUUCUCGCUAUUGCGUUGCUCAAAAGUAUUAUUGCGAUCUAAUUUAUCAUGAUUUAUUUUGUGCAUCAAUCCUCGAUUGUAACCAUUCAUGACAGCCUGUAGACACUUUUGUGGACGUAUGUUUUUAGAUGUAGAUUAUUAAAAGACUUAUAUUAAUUUUGCAAGUAGGGAAAGAUUUUGAUACAAAUUAUUUGACUUUUAAAAUAAAAGGGCGUUUUAUAAUAUUCAUAAUCGAGUUCAACUUUUCUUCUACUUAUUUUCGUGAAAAAAGAAGGUAAUGCAUAUAUAUUCUUACUGCUUUUUUGUUUCUUAUAGAGGAUUCCAUAAAUCUCGAUUGUUCUCUAACUCUAAGAUUUAUUUUUACUAUUUCCAUCAAGUAAUUUACAAAUAAUUAUCAAUAAAACUUUAAAAAAUUUGCAUAAUCAGUUGAAAUUAACCUGUCUGUUAUAUUUCAUUAUGUUGCAUAUUACAAAAGAAGUACAAAA